UGCACUGGCGGGUUUAUUUAACCGGCGUGCACCGCGCGUCGGUCUGCUCGCUGCUGGAAGACGCGCGCAACAGAUGCGCACCGGGGAAUAAGCCGUUAAUACGCUCAGGCGAAACCCACCCACCCACCCUCACGCACCCCCUCAGUCCCACGCCUGUCGCCGUCUCCGUGGAAGAAGAAGAAUUGUGCGCUUUUUUUUUUUUUUUCCUUUUUUUCCUUUGGGAAGCGAUUUUACGCACAUCGCUGGGAAAGCCGGUGUUGCAACAUGGUGGCCCAAGUGUCACCCAAACGGCGCCGCAGGUGAACCCCCCCCCCAAACUCGGACGCGCGUGGAAUGACAGCAGCGCCCGUUCGUAGGCAGCAUGCCGCCCAAGAAAAAGGGAGAGCGUCAUGACUCGGACGCCGCUGAGGAAAGAAACGCGCAAGUGCAGUUGGAGAAAGCAAAGUACCGGCCUGUGGCUUUCGCCGUACGCUGCAACUUCUCCUACACGCCGGCAGAUGACGACAACGUGCCGGUGCCGGGCCAGGCGAUCACCUUCGAGGCCCGAGACUUCCUCCAUGUUAAAGAGAAAUUCAACAACGAAUGGUGGAUCGGGCGACCGGUGAAGGAGGACGGCGUGGUGGGCUUCAUCCCCAGUCCGGUCAACCUGGAGACCAUCCUGAUCAGGAGAGAAGUCCAGGCCAGGAAGGCGGCCAAGGCCUUAGCCAACAAAGCGUCAUCACAAGUGGCUCAAGAUAUGAAUUCAAAGAAAUACACGCCACCUUCGCAAGCCAAUCAGCAAGUGAAAAAGAAGCCGGGGGAACAGGUGUCCAUGUACGACGUGGUGCCCACCAUGCGCCCUGUGGUUCUCAUGGGGCCAUCACUGAAGGGCUUAGAGGUUACAGACAUGAUGCAAAAAGCUCUCUUUGACUUCUUGAAACAUCGAUUUGACGGCAGAAUCACAAUCACACGGGUGACAGCGGACAUCUCUCUGGCCAAACGCUCCAUAUUCAACAACCCUGGGAAAAAAGCAUUAAUUGACCGCACCAACACCCGCUCCAAUUUAGAUGCCGCUGCCCAGAUCCAGGGGGAGGUGGAGCGCAUAUUUGAACUGGCCCGCAGCCUGCAGCUGGUGGUGCUGGAUGCGGACACCGUCAACCACCCUUUACAGGUGUCCAAGACCUCCCUUGCUCCCAUCCUCGUCUACGUCAAGAUUUCCUCUCCGAAAGUGUUGACCAGGCUGAUCAAGACCAGGGGAAAGUCUCAGACCAAACACCUCAAUGUCCAGCUGGUGGCUGCAGACAAGCUCGCCCAGUGUCCGCCGGAAAUGUUCGACGUUAUCUUGGACGAGAACCAGCUGCUGGACGCCUGCGAGCACAUCGCCGACUACUUGGAGUUGUACUGGAGGGCCACGCAUCCUCCUGAGAUGGAACCCACAAACGAUCUGGUGGCCCGCCUGGCCGAGAACACGCUGCCCACCAGUCCCACCGUCAUACCGGACGAGCAGAAGAGCAAGAAGUCGACCGCGCCCAAGAGGAAGGGUCCCCGCGACAACCCUUCCGGCCAGGAGCCCGCCUCCUCUGCCCAGCCGCAGAAACCCGACGAGGGUCGAGGACAGGACGAUGACGAGGAGCAUAUCCUGAGCACAGAAAUCCACCGAAGCCAGCACUCUCGCCACCAUCGCCACCAUCACCGCCAUCACCGCAGAACAGACGCCAGUCACACCCGGAGGCUUGACGAGGACGAGGAGGACGAGGAGGAUGGACGCUAUAACCAGCGGGACCAACACCAUCACCGCCAUCAUCAUCACCAUCAUCACCGCGACGACCACGACCACCACAGGCCUCGGCAGCAUUUUCUGCCGGACCACAACAACCACCAGGGCAGAGACGGAGAGCGAGAGAGGAGAGGAGGGGCCAGGGAGAGGGACAAGGCCCGAGACAGAAACGCCAAGCUGGGCCACAGGGACUCGCAUUUACACUAGUUUCUCUUCUGACUUUAGACUAAAUGUGUGAAAAAUAGGAUCGUCUUUUUUUUUUUUUUUUUAAUAACAGUAACUUUUGAUCUAGUUGCGGUGCAAACAGAGCAGUUAUACAAAUAAAUCAAUCUCACUAGCACAA
This is a messenger RNA of Phycodurus eques (leafy seadragon), 2099 nucleotides long. RefSeq names its product calcium channel, voltage-dependent, beta 2b (gene cacnb2b). The transcript has 14 exons. Gene Ontology annotation, biological process: chemical synaptic transmission; calcium ion transmembrane transport; neuromuscular junction development. Lineage: Eukaryota; Metazoa; Chordata; Actinopteri; Syngnathiformes; Syngnathidae. Gene Ontology annotation, cellular component: voltage-gated calcium channel complex. Gene Ontology annotation, molecular function: protein binding; high voltage-gated calcium channel activity. The record is from RefSeq and is a predicted model, not a curated record. Bases 362 to 1963 code for a protein of 533 amino acids.